AUGGAUAUGCUUCGGGCUAUGCAACAAGAUAUGCAAAAGCGGAAUCAACUAGAUGAAGUCCGGAUGCAAAAGGAUGAAGUUCGUGAUAAGAGCAUUCAAUCACUAACAACCCAAAUGGGUCAAUUGGCAACCGAUGUGUCGGAAUUGAAGAAAAGAAAGGGUCAACUUCCUAGUGAUACUAAGGCCAAGUCACCGGGUGUGGUCGAGGGGGUCGUUGAGGAUAUCACGGGUAAUGAAAGUGAUGACGAAGUUUCACCGGUUAAACCUAAAGAAUCAAAUGUUAACAAACCGGGGUUGGGUGAAAACGAGAAAAGUGAAAAAGUUGAGGGUGAACGAAGCCAAGUCCCGUUUCCAUCGGCCUUGCUUGACCCGGGUAGAAAGAAUUUUAUUGCAUCAAGAGGUCCCCAAAAAGAAGAAUUAUGGGACAUGUUUAAACAAGUCAAAAUAAAUCUUCCAUUACUUGAUGCAAUGAAACAAGUACCCGCUUAUGCCAAAUUCCUUAAGGAAUUAUGUACGCCAAAAAGGCAACAAAAGAAGAAAAUGCCUAAGCGGGUAGACUUGACCGGGCAAGCGUUACUCGAUCUUGGAGCCGGGGUAAGCAUUUUACCGGGGGGCUUAUAUGACCAAUACGAUUUUGGUCCAUUAGCAAGAGUGGAGACAACAGUUGUUUUGGCUGAUUUGUCUCAUAAGCUACCCCGAGGGAUGGUUCAAAACGUGAUUGUGAAGAUUGAUGAGUUCUAUUACCCGGUUGACUUUCUAGUCUUGGACUACUCGUCCGCGGACCCAAAACAACAACAAAACGUAAUUUUGGGUCGGCCAUUCUUGAGCACCGCGCAUGCUGUGAUCGAUUGUAGAUUUGGUACAGUCGAUAUCACUUUCGGGAAUCGAAAAAUGCGCUUAAAUGUUUUUACUAACAAUGCUAAUGAUGUUGGUGUUGAUGAGUGUUUCAUGGUACAUGCUUAUGCACUACGGGUUGAAGAGGAAAAACAGGAUGCCAUGGCUUUGAGGGAAGGUCGACCACCAUGGACUCAUCAAUUCGAAGGCUUACCAGCGGAAAUAGACUCGGGUACUAAACCAUCGCUGGAGGAACCGCCAAAGUUGGAACUUAAAGACUUGUCGAGCCACUUGAAGUAUGCUUUCUUAGGGGAUAAUGACACUUUACCGGUCAUUAUUGCCUCUAAUUUAGAGUUGGUGCAAGAGCAAGCAUUGUUGAAAGAACACUUGGUCAAAGCUCCUAUUUUGCAACCUCCGGAUUGGUCAAAACCAUUUGAGAUCAUGUGUGAUGCAAGCGACACUACUAUUGGUUCAAUUUUGGGUCAACGGGUUGACAAGAAGCCGGUGUGCAGUCCGAUAUUUGAUGGAGAAAAAGGACACAAAGCCUCGUUUGAUUCAAUGGGUUUUAUUGCUAUAAGAAUUCAAUUUAGAGAUCCGAGACAAAAAGAGAAGUGA
Helianthus annuus (common sunflower) is the source of this 1449-nucleotide messenger RNA. RefSeq lists its product as uncharacterized. The transcript has 6 exons. Bases 1 to 1449 code for a protein of 482 amino acids. Lineage: Eukaryota; Viridiplantae; Streptophyta; Magnoliopsida; Asterales; Asteraceae. The record is from RefSeq and is a predicted model, not a curated record.